UCAACGAAAGCGCACGUGCGACUGCCCCGCCCCUUUUAGCUGCCUCCCAAAAGCGCGAACGAAUUUUUGGCGCGCAUUCUUGUGAACAUUCAAUUGCAUCAAUUAUUGGCAUUUUUUUCUAGUGUUUUUACAAGUUUUUUUUUUCGGUUGAGGUUGCAUGUGUGUGUGAUUAUCGAAAUUAUUAUUGUAAUCGUAGAUGUAACUUUGCCGGUGAGUGUGUGGCUAAUUGCAGGGCGCACUUGAAAUAUUCAUGGGGCAAGUGCAGCGACAAAGGGCUGAAUAAUUCACCAGAACUACUUGUGUUUUUUUUUGUUCAUACCGCCUUGCGGGUGUUCGAGUUUCUGGCCAGGAGGUAAAAACAAAAAGCCGGCGAUCCGACGAACAUGUAAAUCGAAGCUCAAAUGGCAGCGAGCAACAAGCCCCGGUACAGGUACAAGUCCCACGGCGCCGCCCUGGAGUGCCUCCUGCACCUCGUUCUGUUCACCAGAGUUGUGCAUCUGGAGGUUUUUGCCGAGGAGGUAACCACUACAGCAAGUCUGUCUGAAGAAUGGGGCUCUGGAUGGCGGGGCACCAAUUUCCUAGUCGAGGUCGAACAAACCGCUCCCAUUUCGCCGCCCUCAUCGUCCUCGGCCUCCUCGAAUGGCAGCGAGGAUUAUAUCGGGGAACUGGGCAGCCAGGAGGACCAGGAGGGAUUCACAACAGGUGCCACAACAGGAGCCUCCAAUGCCACCACCGUGGAAACAGGACCAAAGAUCAUUGUGCGCACCGAGGAGGUCCUGAUUGUGGGCCUGGUCCUGGUGCUCUGGGUGGGCGCCAUCAUGCUGUUCUUCAACCGAUGGGGCAAGAUCCGGAUGCUGGAGCCGUAUCAGCCCAAGUUCCAGCAGCAGCACCGCAGUUCCUGUCCACUGGUCGAUUUGGAUGCAGUCACCACGCACCAGCGCUCCUCCGUGUCGCGAAUGUCGAUGGGCAUGGUGCACAAUCUCAAUAUGCCGACGUGUCAAUUUGCGGCCUAUAAUCCCAACAUGUAUGCCAAGGGUUACGCCUCGCAUGUUUCGGCGUCGCGUCCCCGCCAGAACUCGGUGUUUGUGGGGGCCACCACCAGUCACUACUUAAUGCCGAGGCCUCCGAGGAAGACCCGGUCGGCGAUGGACCUGCACUCCAUGGUUCUGGACGAGAGCGCCGAGCAGGUGUAGAACUCCAGGGGGAGUCCCAUGGUUAGGUUUCCAUGGGAGACAGUCAGUGUGUAAGUCGUCGAGGUGUGAGUGCGCGUGUGAGGUCCAUGUUCUUCGAGUGUUUUAAAUGAAAUGUCGCAGGAGGGCACGCAAGUCCCAAAUGGUCUGAAAUCACCUGGUAAGGCGCCCAAGAGUAUGCUACAAAAUAUUUCCUAACGUUCAACUUUUCACAGCAUACUUUUAAGCGCCUUCUCAAUUGCUUUUAAGUCCUUACCGAUUUCUGGGGUCUAAAAUAUAAUUUAUAAGAAUUUAUAGAAAUUCUUAUUUGAGAGUUUUGAAAGCGCUAGUCCGCGUGCCUAAAAGCAGGCAAUACAAUUUUUCCCAUUAGCUGUGUAAGCAAACAAUAAAAGCAUACUUUUUGACAGCCACGCCGGCGAUUUUAAAACUCAAAUGAUUUUCAAAGACAAACAAAUACAAGAAAUUUUGGAAAAAAUAUUUUAAGCACUAGAAGAAAGUGGAUUGAGUGGUAGUAAAAAUGCGGUUAUUCUUUUAUAUUCGGGUGUCUGCAAUUGAGGGAGCAAGAAAUGAUAGGUGGAUUAGCACUGUCCAAUAUUUGCAACUACUUAUAUUUACCACUCACAACUAACUCUAUGCCAUUUCCUAACUCUCUCUGUCGCACACAUAUUUAUUUCUGUGCUGGCACAGAGUCAAUUUGAGUCAAUUUUAUUUAGGACCACCAAACACAACAAAUUAUCAGCUAAAUAUACCGAAAAUAUGUAGAAGUAUCUAUCUUAGCGUAUUCUUAGCCCUAUCCAGUGUUACUCAACGUAGUCUAUACCUAACCCGAUUAUUCUAGCGUGUUUCUCCUACUACACAAUAUUGGAUGCCAGAGCAAAUUGUUAAAUAAACAUAUGUAUACACGUAAAGUAAAUAAAUGUAUCCGCGAAACUAUUUAGUUUGUAAGCCCAAAGCUCAAAAUCCGAUCAGCAUACAACUCCAAACUUGACCAAAGUUUCAGAAUCUACAUGUUUUCUCAGCACCUCUGUAUUGCACUUUUAAAUGUAUCGUAACUUAAGUAAUUUCGACCAACAAAACAAGAAAAUUAUGGAAAUUGUAUGCAGAUGGAGCGGAAAACGAGGGUAGGGGAUAAAAAAUAAUAGAAUGGUGUGGAAAAUGAACAACUAACUAACGAAAGCUUUAAAUUCCUUGGGUCUCCUGGGGACCUGCAAAACCAAAAACCCAUCCAGAUCGAAGUAAACUAAACCAAAGCUGAGAAUUAUACUUUAGACCUAAGAUAACUACAGAUGUGUGUAAGUCUCUACCAAAAAAGUCUAGUGGCAAAUAUGUGGAUCAAUGUACACUUUACCAAAACUAUAGAAUUAUAACCUCAACUUAACGAUAACUCACACAGUCAGACAGUUUUCCUCACAACUCAGAAAACAAAAGAAAAACGAAUUGUUGAAUAUUAAUGUUUAAUUAACUUGUUUACAAUAUUUACAAGGCCUGAGCAAAACCAAUUAUAUAUACACUUGUGUAAUAUAUCAAAAACUAAACUAUGUAUACAUAAAAUAUAUAUACAUGUAUGUAUAAAACCA
Molecule: messenger RNA, 2767 nt
Organism: Drosophila suzukii
Lineage: Eukaryota; Metazoa; Arthropoda; Insecta; Diptera; Drosophilidae
Source: RefSeq, a predicted model, not a curated record